Messenger RNA from Orycteropus afer afer, 1278 nucleotides. NCBI's taxonomy places the organism in Eukaryota, Metazoa, Chordata, Mammalia, Tubulidentata, Orycteropodidae. The record is from RefSeq and is a predicted model, not a curated record.
AUGUGUGACCGGAACGGGGGGCGGCGGCUGCGGCAGUGGCUCAUCGAGCAGAUCGACAGCAGCCUGUAUCCGGGCCUGAUCUGGGAGAACGACGAGAAGAGCAUGUUCCGGAUCCCCUGGAAGCACGCAGGCAAGCAGGACUAUAACCAGGAAGUGGAUGCCUCCAUCUUCAAGGCAUGGGCAGUUUUUAAAGGGAAGUUUAAGGAAGGGGACAAAGCUGAACCAGCUACUUGGAAGACAAGGUUACGUUGUGCGUUGAACAAGAGCCCAGAUUUUGAGGAAGUGACAGAGCGGUCGCAGCUGGACAUCUCUGAGCCGUACAAAGUUUACCGGAUCGUCCCCGAGGAGGAGCAGAAAUGUAAAUUAGGCAUGGUGGCCCCCGGCUGCAUGAAUGAGGUCACGGAGAUGGAAUGUGGGCGCUCGGAAAUCGACGACCUGAUUAAGGAGCCUUCUGUGGACGAUUACAUGGGCGUGGUCAAAAGGAGUCCUUCCCCGGAGGCCUGCAGGAGCCAGCUGCUCCCGGAGUGGUGGGCGCAGCCAGCCAGCCCAGGUCAGUCCUUGCCAUUGGGGUAUGUGGCCUACGAUGCCCACCAAUCAGCCUUCUCCCAGAUGGUGAUCAGCUUCUACUACGGUGGCAAACUGGUGGGCCAGACUACGACCAGCUGCCCUGAGGGCUGCCGCCUCUCCCUGAGCCAGCCAGGCCUGCCUGGUACCAAGCUAUAUGGGCCCGAGGGCUUGGAGCUCGUCCGCUUCCCGCCGGCUGAUGCCAUCCCCAGUGAGCGGCAGCGGCAGGUGACACGGAAGCUGUUUGGGCACCUGGAGCGGGGUGUCCUGCUGCACAGCAGCCGCCAGGGCGUGCUGGUCAAGCGUCUGUGCCAGGGCCGCGUGUUCUGCAGCGGUAACGCCGUGACCUGUAAGGACAGGCCCAACAAGCUGGAGCGUGACGAGGUGGUCAAGGUCUUCGACACCAGCCAGUUCUUCCGAGAGUUGCAGCACUUCUACAACAGCCAGGGUCGACUCCCCGACAGCAGGGUGGUGCUGUGCUUUGGUGAAGAGUUCCCCGACACGGCCCCUCUGCGCUCCAAACUCAUCCUCGUGCAGAUCGAGCAGCUCUGCGUCCGGCAGCUGGUGGAGGAAGCGGGGAAGAGCUGUGGGGCAGGCUCCGUGAUGCAGGUUCCCGAGGAGCCCCCGCCGGACCAGCUCUUCCGGAUGUUUCCAGACAUCUGUGCCUCACAUCAGAGACCAUUUUUCAGAGAAAACCAGCAGAUCACCGUCUAG